Messenger RNA from Mugil cephalus (flathead mullet), 2343 nucleotides. RefSeq names its product fibulin 5 (gene fbln5). Lineage: Eukaryota; Metazoa; Chordata; Actinopteri; Mugiliformes; Mugilidae. Gene Ontology annotation, molecular function: calcium ion binding. The record is from RefSeq and is a predicted model, not a curated record. The transcript has 11 exons. The coding region runs from base 383 to 1777 and encodes 464 amino acids.
GAGAGCGCGCCGCCGUGGGGCCGCUGUCUCUGUGCGCUCUGACUGGAGGGGGCUGGCUCUCCUGAUUGAAUCCAGCUGUUGAGAAAAGUGCGCGGAGGGGGCCCGUCAAUUUGCAUUGCUAAAUAAUCUGUAGAGCCGACAGAGUGGGGCAGAAACUGAACAGUCCGUUUUGAAAAGGCAUUCCUGCAACACUUGGUCAAUGUUCCGCGGCUUCAGCUCGACCAGACAGCGGUUAAUGAGAACCUGGUGUCGGCUUUCGCGUAAAGGCGCAUAGUCGGGGGGUGGCGGUGAGAGAGCCCUGCGGAGAAGCGGCGAGGGGAUUUGAAGUUACGGGUCAUCUCUUCAUCUUUCCUUUGAAGGAGGUCGCUAGAAACCAUAAAGCAUGCUGUUUGAAACGCGUGGCUUCAGGUUUUGCUCUUCUGCGAGGAUGUUGGCAGCUCUGGUAUUUAUUCUGCUUUGUAUCCAGCCUGGACACGGACAGACCUGCACAGAAGGUUUUGCAUACGACCGCAGGGCGAGACAGUGUAUAGAUGUGGACGAAUGCCGCACGCUGCCAGACGCCUGCAGGGGAGACAUGCGCUGUGUGAACCAGAACGGGGGCUACCUGUGCAUCCCCAGGAACUUGUACAACCAGCCGUUCAGGCCGGACGCCCCGAUCCUGCCGGACCCCGUUUACCCGGACUCCUCGGUGGGAUUCGCCGAGCCCUUCCCCCCGGUGGCUCCGAGAUCCGUGGAGCCCAGCUACCCCAGGGUGAGGAGCACUGCGCAGUGCAUCCUGGGAUACAGUCCUGCAGAGGAUGGCACCUGCAACGACAUCGAUGAAUGCGAGACCAACUCUCAUCACUGUAACCCCACCCAGGUCUGCAUCAACACGCUAGGCGGCUACACCUGUUCCUGCACCGAAGGCUACUGGCUCAUUGGUGGACAGUGCCAGGAUAUUGAUGAAUGUCGCUAUGGUUACUGCCAGCAGCUGUGUGCCAACGUCCCUGGCUCUUACUCCUGCUCCUGCAACCCCGGAUUCAUCCUCAAUCCAGACAGCAGGACCUGUCAAGAUGUGGACGAGUGUGAGGAUGAACCUUGCAGUCACGGCUGCUUCAACACCUACGGCUCCUUCAUGUGUAACUGUGACGAGGGCUUUGAGUUGGCGUCCGACGGCGCUACUUGCAUCGACUUGGAUGAGUGCAGUUUCUCUGAGUUUCUGUGUCAGCACAGAUGCAUUAACACACCCGGCUCUUUCAACUGCAUCUGUCCACCGGGAUAUUAUGUGUACGAUGACGGGAGGAGCUGUGAAGAUAUCAAUGAAUGUGACACUGGUAACAACACCUGUACAACAGCACAAGUAUGUUUCAAUUUCCAGGGAGGCUACACAUGCCUGAAUCCUUUACAGUGUCAACUUCCUUACAUCGAAGUUAGCGACAAUCAGUGCAUGUGCUCGGCUGAGAACCCUGCCUGCAGGGACAAGCCCUUCACCGUUCUGUACCGACACAUGGACUUGUCGUCGGGGCGCAGUGUGCCUGCAGACAUCUUCCAGAUGUCGGCCACCACGCGUUACCCCGGCGCCUUCUACAUCUUCCAGAUAAAGUCGGGCAACGAAGGACGAGAGUUUUACAUGAGGCAAACCAGCAACGUGAGCGCCACGCUGGUCCUGUCGCGGCCAAUCAAGGGCCCGAAGGAGGUGGUGCUGGACCUGGAGAUGGUCACGGUCAACAACGUCAUCAACUUCAGAGGCAGCUCCAUCAUACGCCUGACGAUAUUUGUGUCCGAGCACCCGUUCUGAGCGUCUCACACGAACUCCAGCGCCACGGGAACGGGGGCAAAAAAAAAAAAAAUAUUUUAAAAAAUCAGAAAUGACGCGGCGGCUGUAUUCUCCUGCAGCUGAUGUAAUGGUUUUUUUUGAGCUACUUGUUGUUUUCAUUAUGUCAUCCUCAAUAAAGACACGUCCGAUAAUAAGGACUCAUCUGAGAUGAGCUGAUGGGAAAACAUUCCUGGGCUCAAAUCCACACCCCGGUUUAAUGGACACUGAGCUUUUAUGGCUGCAACAUGGACACAGAGAGGGAUAUUUAUGGUCGACAAUGUCUGACAUCCCCUAUCCAGAUUACCACUCCCCCCCACCCACUCCCCACCCACCACCCCCAGUUGUCUGCGAAUCUUCAUUCCUUCACAUAAACUGUGGAAAUGACCUUCAUGCUGUCUCUUCGCCACGAUCAGAUUAUUGCUGACCGUUAUCUGAGCAGUGCUAAUGAUGUACAGUUGCACGGGGAAUGUUUGAAACGAUGUAACAACCAGGCAUUAACUGAAUUAUUGAUCACAGUCUCUGUUAGACCAAUAAAUGUCUUCACCACA